This is a messenger RNA of Iphiclides podalirius (scarce swallowtail), 1458 nucleotides long. The record is from the annotation of a GenBank genome assembly. Lineage: Eukaryota; Metazoa; Arthropoda; Insecta; Lepidoptera; Papilionidae.
AUGGAUACCAGCACACCAGGUUCCACCCAAGACGAUGAGUCCGACUGGGCAAGAAAUACUUCAAUAGAGGAAUAUCUGACACAAAUGAACGUUAAUGAUACCUAUGAUACACUAUAUGACGUGCCGACGGGUAUGAUAGUGCUACUAUCGGUCCUCUACGGAUCAAUAUCGGUGUUAGCAGUGGUGGGGAACUUCCUAGUCAUGUGGGUGGUGGCAACGUCCCGGAGAAUGCAAAGUGUCACAAACUGUUACAUAGCAAACUUAGCUCUAGCUGAUAUUGUAAUAGGACUAUUUGCUGUACCAUUCCAAUUUCAAGCGGCUCUGCUGCAGCGGUGGUUGCUACCGCAUUUCAUGUGCGCCUUCUGUCCGUUCGUUCAGGCGCUAAGUGUUAAUGUUAGCGUGUUUACCUUAACUGCCAUUGCCGUCGACAGACAUCGAGCAAUAAUUACGCCACUAAGUGCGCACACAUCCAAACGUAUUGCCAAGGUGAUCAUCGUAUUCAUUUGGAUCCUCGCCCUAUCACUGGCGGCUCCCAUGGCGAUGUCCUGGGAAGUGGUGAUGGAGGAUGAAAUAGAUCCAGUUACGCGCAUGUUUUACAAAAAGCCAUUUUGCGCCCCGAGCGAGUUUGGAGCGCAUUCGUUGGCUAUUUAUAGGCUUCUCCUUUAUAUUUUUCAGUACAUUAUACCGCUGUGCGUCAUAACUUACGCAUACGUGCACAUGGCAAUGAAGUUGUGGGGCGCCCGUGCACCCGGCAACGCGCAGGAGACACGGGACGCUAACCAAAUGAAGAACAAAAAAAGGGUUAUAAAAAUGUUGGUGCUCGUAGUAGCUUUGUUUGCGCUUUGUUGGCUUCCACUCCAGAGUUACAUGCUGCUGCAAUCAUUUUUCCCAUCAAUUAACGAGUACAGAUACAUAAAUGUAAUUUUCUUUUGUUUCGAUUGGUUGGCAAUGAGCAACUCUUGCUACAAUCCCUUUAUAUAUGCAAUUUACAAUGAAAAAUUCAAGAAAGAAUUUAAACAGCGAUUUACUUUGAGGCAGAAGAGGAAUCGAUUCAAUAACGACAGUUACGAGGAUGGUCAAUCAUACAGAACGCGGGUGAUGUCUUUUCGGUCCACCACUGAAAGAAGUACUUAUUCGACCAGAAAAUCUAUAAAUUCAGGUCCUUUGGAUCCAAUGAAAUCGCACCCGAGAAGUUCCUGUCAUUGCGCAAGAAGCACUAAAAUUGGAUUAGAAUUAGACGAAGAAUCCCGGGCAAACGCUACCAGUGAAGUGGAAUCAUUUAAAAAUGGAACACAAAUAAAUACUAUGAAAGUUAACAAGUCGUCAAAUAGGCGUAAUAAACCAAAAAGAUUGUCGAAACACGAUUUGCCCAUUGGUGACGAAAGAGUCAGCGAAUUGUAUAUUUUUCCUAAUAGUAAUAUCGUAGAAUUCACAGAUAUGCUAUGCGAUAAUAAAGUG